AUGAAUCCACUAUCUACGCGGAUUCGUCCACGUCGGGCUCCUCAGCAACCGCUGCUAGAUCUACUCCAAACCCCCUCAGUGCCACAGAGACGAAGUUCCCGAAUUCAAGCACGGCAGCGCUCUGGAUUAGUACAGCACGUAUUAGGAUCUUCCUACGAAUCUCGGAGUUCUCUCGAGCAACGACAAGAAGAUCGUCAGACGUCACAGUGUGGAGCUAUCUCACUUACGCGUGUGCCAACUCCAAGCCCCAUCGAAGGCUCGGUGCCUGUACCUUCGAGAACACAGUGUCAAAAUUAUCCUUGUCUACCACACACCCAUAACCACCAGGCUCGGAAACGGAGACCUGACAGAUCUAUCGAGACCGAUGUCGAAAGACCUCUAAAACGUGCCCGUCUGACGGAGAAAAACCUGAAAGCGUUUGAGAAAAUGGGAGGACGAGAAAGGAAGUCUGCUGGGAAAAAGUCCACUGGACAAUCAUCUUCUACAACUACAUCAGCCGACAAGGAUUUCGGCCCCCAACUCGAACGAAACCAUGUCGUUUUUGGAAAUCUUGACGCACGAACGGCAGACGACUACGAGGAUAUCAGGAAAUUAUUAAAUCGAAGACGGGAAUCCGAACCACCAGAUCGAUUAGACUACAACCAGUAUCUAGCAGCUACAAAAGGAUGCCAGAACGAAGCUACUAUCCAGUAUUCCGCUUACCCAUUCCUUUCUAAACGGACGUCGCGCGAGGCAAUGAUUUCAGGCUACAGACAGAGCGCCAAUUACGCCUGGUCGGACGUCGACAACCACCUGACUACUGGCUUAAGUAAUGCCAAACCAGAUAUUUUCGAGUCUUACCGUAAGACUAACUACCCUCCGGAAGUGGUCGAUGAAUUGUCUAGCGCACUUUCUCCUACCUCAUAUGAUAUUGCAAUGCCGGCUUUUGCUGUUGAAGUAAAGGGUUAUAACGGCAGCAUGCAAGUAGCACAACUACAAUGUGCCUAUAAUGGAGCACUUAUGACAGAGGGAGCAUAUGCUGUGCAUACACAUAUUAACAAAUCCAAUGUCGAAUUUUGCGGGACAACACAAGCUCUUACAGUUGGAUACAAUGGUGAGAAUCUCAACUUCUAUGGUCACCAUACGCGGCAGAUUCCUACACCGUCAGAUCCCGUAAUCUGCGAAUCUGCUGGCAGUGGAGUCGUUAGUACAGAGGCUACCGGUAAGACCGCAGCUUGUCUAGAAUAUCAUCAGUAUCUUCUAAGCUGUGAUAAUCCCUGCGCUUCGUACGAAGACUUUAAGAAGGCAUACAAGCAUACUAGGAAUGCUCAAGACAUUGGCUACAAGUGGGCAACUGAAAGGAAAGAUGCAUUGUGGGCAUUGACGAAUGCGAGCAGUACACAAAUUUCUCCCGAUGUUCCAGUAUCUUCACAGCAAUUACAGGACGAUUUCGUCGCUCCCAACUCUUCAGCUACACCAUCUGGCCACACUCCAAUAACUCUACUACAAUCGUCAAAGGGACUCACCGGGCAAGGACACAUCGCACGCGCCGCUGAUGCUAUCGAAGGGCCGAGGGAAGUUGUUCCUAUCUCCAAGGCGAAGACUGCCUCCAAAGCUCCGCGCUAUAGGGAUGGCAGAUCUGAUCGGAGGCUUCAUUCCGAGAGAUGA
Messenger RNA from Venustampulla echinocandica, 1647 nucleotides. RefSeq lists its product as uncharacterized. Bases 1 to 1647 code for a protein of 548 amino acids. NCBI's taxonomy places the organism in Eukaryota, Fungi, Ascomycota, Leotiomycetes, Helotiales, Pleuroascaceae. The transcript has 4 exons. The record is from RefSeq and is a predicted model, not a curated record.